Molecule: messenger RNA, 558 nt
Organism: Diaporthe citri
Lineage: Eukaryota; Fungi; Ascomycota; Sordariomycetes; Diaporthales; Diaporthaceae
Exons: 1
Coding region: 1-558 (185 amino acids)
Biological process (GO): glycine biosynthetic process; L-threonine catabolic process
Cellular component (GO): cytosol
Molecular function (GO): L-allo-threonine aldolase activity
Source: RefSeq, a predicted model, not a curated record
AUGCACCUGGACGGCGCACGAUUAUGGGAGGCUGCGGCGUCGGGCGCGUGCACGCUGCGCGAGAUAGGGGCCUGCUUCGACAGCGUCCAGCUGUGCUUCACCAAGGGGCUGGCCGCGCCCAUCGGCAGCAUGGUGACGGGCACGGCGUCGUUCAUCGCGCGCGCCAAGUGGUCGCGGAAGCUGGUUGGCGGCAGCACGCGGUCGCCAGGUGUCAUCGCCGCGCGCGCCCGCGCCGCCCCGGACCACGUCUUCCUUGGGGGCCGGCUCCAGGCCGCGCAGCAAAAGGCCCACGCCGCUUCGGCGCUGUGGGAGAGCCUUGGUGGCCGCCCCACGCUUCCCACGGAGACCAAAAUGCUGUGUUCCGACCUGCCGGCGUCUGGCAACCCCCCGGAGGACUUCUACCCCCGUGCGGCCCAGUUCGGGCUCAAGAUCGGCCAGCCCAUACUCGGCCGCAUCGUCUUUCACUACCAGAUCUCUGAUGCCACCUUUGCGCGCCCGUGUGACUUCUUUCGCUUCGUUCUCAAGGACGCGCGCCGCCCAUCAUCGCCCGUCAUCUAA